GUAGCUAAAAGCAGUGUAGCUCACAUAUAGCCAACGCGCAAGGCGCUGGCAAGGCAAGGUCUCGCAGUAGGCGAACGUUCAGAAUGUGGUUCGCCAUUGUAGUCACUGUAUUGGCGGCAGCUGGAAAUAAUAUCGGGAAGGUGCUUCAAAAGCAGGCAACCAGGACCUUGCCCCGGCUGGUGCUAAAUCGACAGACGCUUCUGCUAUACCUGAGGUCGGCGCUAUGGGUGACCGGCAUGCUGGUGGACCUGGGCGGGGCGCUGCUCAUGAUAGUCGCGUUCGCCAACGCCCCGGUGUCCAUAGUGCAGCCGGUGUCGGCGGUGGGCCUCGUGAUUCUGCUCAUCUUCUCGCACUUCUAUCUAAAGGAACGGCUGCAGUGGCAUGAAUGGCUGGCGGCGUGUGUGGCGUUCGUGGGCGUGCUGGGUCUGGGCGCCAGCGCUGAGCCCAGCCACAUGGACCACCCCGAUAUCAGCGCAUGGCGGGUGCUGGGGGCCUUCAGCGGGCUGGUGGCGCUUCUAGGUCUGGAAUGCUGGUGGCGGCACACUCACACUGGACUUGGCAGUGGCCAUAGCGGGGCGGCGCACCACCACCAUCACCACCAGCCGGCGGUAGGUGUUAACGGCGGUAAGCCACCGCCGAGAGUGUCGUCAGCGAACUCGCACCUACAUCAGGCGCCCCCCGGCAGCAGUGCGGCGGCUGCCGCUGCUGCUGCGGCGGCCGCGGCGGACGCAGUGUUAUGCGGUCUCGAGGCGGGAGCAUGCUUUGGCUUCUCGGCUGCGGCGUGUCGAACUGGCUUCAUCCUAGCGGCCAAGCUAUCGAUGGUUUGGGUACCGCUGGGUCUGGCGGCCAGUGUAGCGCUCACCAGCAGCGGCUUCCUGCUGCAGACGAGGGGUCUCAAGGCCGGCAACACGGUGAUUGUGUGCGUGGCCGCCGCCACGUCGUCCAUGAUUACGGGCGUGGCGGCGGGCAUGUUGGCGCUGGACGAAAAGCUGCCCAGCGGGCAUGGUAUGAAGCUGGUGCGCCUGACCUCCUGGCUGUUCAUCUUGCUGGGCGUGUCCUGCCUGGCGGGCGGCACCGAGGCGCUGGCGGCCACUGCCCGCGCCUUCGCCUCCUGCUUGCCGCCCUGGGCAUGGCGGCUGCUGCCGCGGCCAGUGGCGGUGACGGUGCAUAAGCUGCAGAAGCAGCGCACGCAGCAGCAACACCAGCAGGGCAUGGGUAGUGAAGAGGAUGACGAGGGGUUGGAGGAUCUGGUUUAGCCGCACGCCUAGGUUACAAGAAGGGCCAAAGGAAGGGGUGUUUGACAAGGGAAUACGGUACCUUAGGACCAGUGCCAAGCGCCCUGCCGUAGGUAUGGGAUGAUGGAAGCUGCUAGAAAGCACGGCAACCUGUGCGGGCAUUGAGGGAAGUGACAAGGCAGGCCAAUGUAGGUUAUCAGGGCACCCCUGUAGGUUAUCGAUGUGCGUUGCUCGUGAUGGAACAUGGCAAGGGGCAGGAAAGCGUAGUCCUGUAGGUUAUCGAUGUGCGUUGCGGAACUAAUGCGUAGGUGCAAUGGGAGAGGGUAAGGACCAGGUUGGCGUAGUCCCGUAGUGUGCUGUUUAUUCCCAGACCCCAACAUUCAAUUUGCAACGUCAAGGCAAGAUGGCGCGGCUGGUAUAACGCUGGUGUUACUGUACCGAGACAUUGCUGACUUGCUGGCAGGGCAACAGGCCAACAUAGGUGCUGUACCGGUCGUAUGUAAGGGCACAUCCCU
Chlamydomonas reinhardtii is the source of this 1750-nucleotide messenger RNA. RefSeq lists its product as uncharacterized. Gene Ontology annotation, biological process: magnesium ion transport. Bases 84 to 1256 code for a protein of 390 amino acids. The transcript has 8 exons. The record is from RefSeq and is a predicted model, not a curated record. Gene Ontology annotation, molecular function: magnesium ion transmembrane transporter activity. NCBI's taxonomy places the organism in Eukaryota, Viridiplantae, Chlorophyta, Chlorophyceae, Chlamydomonadales, Chlamydomonadaceae. Gene Ontology annotation, cellular component: membrane.